Messenger RNA from Miscanthus lutarioriparius, 3006 nucleotides. Lineage: Eukaryota; Viridiplantae; Streptophyta; Magnoliopsida; Poales; Poaceae. The record is from the annotation of a GenBank genome assembly.
AUGGCGGGCCCGGACGAGAGGUGGGGGGCGCGGGGCGGCAACCCGGGGGACGCGCACGCGUCGACGAGCCGCGCGCCCGCGGGCCCGGGCCCCGCCGGGGAGGCGGAGGGCGCGUCGCCGGACUCGCUGCGGAACACGCCCUCCAACAUCGCGCGGCUGGAGGACGCGAUCGGGCACUGCGCGGCGCGCCGCAAGUACCUUGCGCACACCAAGAGCCCCUCCGACGGCAAGGACGUCCGCUGGUACUUCUGCAAGCUCCCCCUCGCCGACAAAGUGCUCUCUUCUUCGGUACCACAGACAGAGAUAGUCGGGAAAGGAGACUAUUUCCGGUUCAGCGAGAGGGACUCUCUGGCACUGGAGGCGUCUUUCUUGGAGAGGGAGGAAGAGCUGCUUGCGUACUGGUGGAGGGAGUACGCUGAAUGCAGUGCAGGCCCGAGAGGAUCCUUGGUUGAAAGUGAUGAUUCUGCAUAUCUUUAUAAGGUGGAGGAAGAGCGGGUUGGGGUUCCUGUGAAAGGUGGACUAUAUGAGGUUGAUUUGAUGAGGCGGCAUUGCUUCCCUGUGUACUGGGACGGUGAAAACAGGCGUGUCUUGAGAGGCCACUGGUUUGCUCGCAAAGGUGGCGUUGAUUGGAUUCCCUUGCGCGAGGAUGUCUCUGAACAACUUGAGUUAGCAUAUAAUUGUCAGGUCUGGCAUCGUCGAAAAUUUCAACCUUCAGGCCUAUUUGCAGCAAGGGUUGACCUCCAAGGAAGUACACCGGAUUUGCAUGCUCUUUUUACUGGAGAGGAUGAUACUUGGGAAGCUUGGCUUGUCUUUGAUACAGGUCCUAAGCUUGGUAGCAACACAAUCAAAUUAAGGCGCGGAUUUUCUCCUUCUGAAUCUGCAAGUACAUACCCUUCACAGGAUGAGCUGCGUCAGACAAAAGAAGAGGAAAUGGAUGAUUACUGCUCUCAGGUUCCAGUUGGUCAUCUGGUAUUCAUGGUUCAUGGCAUUGGACAGAGGCUGAAGAAAGCUAAUCUUGUUGAUGAUGUUGUUGAUUUCCGUCGAGUAACUGCUAACCUAGCUGAAAGAUACUUAACUUCUUUUCAAAGAAGUACCCAGAGGGUUCUAUUUAUUCCCUGUCAGUGGAGGAAGGGCUUGAAGCUCAGUGGUGAAAGUACUGUUGAGAAACUCACUUUGGAUGGAGUUAAAGGUCUUCGAGUCGCGUUAGGUGCCACAGUUCAUGAUGUUCUAUAUUAUAUGAGUCCUAUCUACUGUCAGCAUAUUAUUGACUCGGUCUCGAACCAGUUGAACAAGCUGUACAUGAAAUUUCUGAAGAGAAAUCCUGGUUACAGUGGAAAGGUUUCAUUGUAUGGCCACUCAUUAGGAAGUGUUCUGUCAUAUGAUAUACUUUGUCAUCAAGAAUCCCUUUGGGCCCCAUUUCCGACAGAGUAUCUGAACAUGGAAACAUCUGAUCGGAGUCGAGGAGCAAAAUCAGCCAACAAAGUUGCUCUGCAUGAUUCAGGCGCAAAGGAUCAUGACACUUCUACUCUAGGGCAUUCUUGUGCUGAUAAUGCACACAGUGUCGUUGAUGAAGAUAGCACCAUAACUGAUGUGUCACAUAUGGACAGCAUCCUCCCGUCAUGUGUGCUCGAGGAUUCACCAAAUAACCAUGAAAUUGUUGUGCCACGUGGUGCAGUUGUUGCUGAGCAAAAUGAAGAAGAAAAUAAGGUUGAUAAUCAUCAGACGGUGUAUACUGAGGAAGGAACAACUUCAGGUGUAAGCACAAAAGAUGCUGAAGGAUCAAGCAUUUCAAGAUCUGCUGAGGAAGUCGAUGAAGAGGUCCUUGACGAAGAAAAAUUGAUGGUCCUUGACAAAGACAAAUUGAUCAUUUCACUAGAAGAAGAGGUGAAACGUCUUAAAGCUAGACUAGAUAGUCUUGAACAACAAAAUCAUCUAGUGACUGAAAGCACCAGUGGUGUUGAGUAUCAUGAAGGCAAAAAUGGCAAUCAUGCCUUGAACUCUGGCAAACUUUUCACGGUGCAAGGAAGUUCAAACCAGUCCUACUCACCACAAAUCAAAUACACAAAACUAAACUUUAAGGUUGACACAUUCUUUGCUGUUGGAUCUCCCUUGGGUGUCUUCCUUUCCCUGCGUAAUGUCCGUAUUGGUAUUGGCAAAGGGCAAGAUUAUUGGCAAGAUGAGAACAUAAUUGAAGAGAUGCCAUGCUGCCGGCAGAUGUUCAAUAUUUUUCAUCCUUUUGAUCCUGUAGCAUACAGAGUUGAACCACUUGUAUGUGAAGAUUAUCUAAAGAAGCGUCCUGUAAUUGUUCCCUACCAUAGAGGCGGAAAGCGGAUACAUGUUGGAGUGCAGGAGUUCAGAGAAAAUAUUUCUGCACGUUCUCAAGCCAUUGCCCAUCAAUUGAAGUCACUGAAGGUCAAAGCAGUAGCUGCUAUGCUAGCAUUGAGCAGAAAUGACACAGAAGAGGAUGGUGAGAGUGCUAAUGAGAAAGAAAGAUCAUAUGGUUCCAUUAUGAUGGAAAGGUUGACCGGUUCACCGGAUGGUCGAAUUGAUCAUGUGCUUCAGGAGAAAACAUUUCAGCAUUCAUAUCUAUCUGCUCUGGGAGCUCAUACCAACUAUUGGCGAGAUCAUGAUACUGCUCUCUUCAUUCUCAAACAUUUGUAUCGUGAUAUACCUGAGGAUCCUCCAAGCGACGUCAUUGAAAGGAUGCCUAUUAAACUAUUUUAUGAGAGAAAUCCAGUUGAGGAAGAAACGCCAGUGACAUUUUCAGAUCAUGCAGCAAUUAAAGAAUUCUGCAGAAAGGGGUCAUUUUCUGAUGGAAACCAUGUUACGACCCCACAGUCCUCACCAAGCAAAAGUAAGAUGCAGACAUGGGACGGAAGAACCCCACGGUCCUCGCCAAGCAAAAAAAAUGUAGGAAGUGCUAACCAUAUAGUUUCAGAAAAUGUAGGAAGUGCUGGAAACUACUUCAGGCUGUUGAUCAUAGGCUCAGGUCAAAAUACUCUGUAA